Messenger RNA from Pecten maximus, 1276 nucleotides. RefSeq lists its product as uncharacterized. Gene Ontology annotation, cellular component: lysosome; extracellular region. Gene Ontology annotation, molecular function: calcium ion binding. The record is from RefSeq and is a predicted model, not a curated record. Lineage: Eukaryota; Metazoa; Mollusca; Bivalvia; Pectinida; Pectinidae. Gene Ontology annotation, biological process: cell-matrix adhesion.
AUGUUUACAUAAAGCCCCUAGAUCUGAUCUACCCGAGAUAUAGGACAGGUUGCAUAAACAAGUCAGACCGGCAAGCAUGAAGGUUGUGUUCAGUCUCCUGGCGUUUUGCCUCAUUGUCGUCCUGUGCGAUGGCUGUUGUGUCCCAAAGCAAUGGGAAGCCAUUGAAGGAAUUAUCACAGGGAUUGACGAACGAGGAAAAGGCAACUUAGAAGAGUGAACUUUCUGGAGACCAUCGGUUACACAAAUCUGACAGCUGGAAUCCAGGACAUGAGUGUGUUUGAACCCCCACCAAUCUGUUUGGGUGGGAUGGCCGAAAGGAUGAUUUAUGGAAAACUGAGUGGCCCAAACAUCAGCCUGAGGAAACAUGCCUACCUUGGAAUGUAGACUUCAGGAAUCCCUCAGUCAUCUAUAAGAUAGCCUAUCAUCACUGUCAUGUGCAUCAUACUUUGAACAGAAGCUAAAUUUUUCCAAAAUUGCCAGUUUUCAUAAAGGAAAGAAAUCUCUAAGCUCACAACAACAAUUUGAAAUGAAAUCUAAUAGGUAGAUACUGUUGACAUCUGGAUUACAAGUGUAAUUAUCUACCAGAGAACUCUUGUUGUGUCAAAAUGCAUAGAUAUAGAAAUCAAGUGUCAACAACUUACAGUUAAUAUGACUGAAAAUAGUCAUGAAUUUUCAAAAGAAUAACUUUUAUUUUUUGCUAUAAAUGUAAAUCUUUUUGAGCUGAGGCCAUAUAUUGCUGUACAUAGCAUCUCUCUCUGUUGUUUUAGUUGUUUUGAUUUUUACGUAUUUAAUCAGAUCUAAAUAUAAGAACGUUUUUUGUGAAGUACAAUGUAUUUAUAUUUUGAGUAAUUGUACCCUAUCAGAUCUGCCUUUUUGUCAAGCAUUUAUAUCCCUCUGCUAUUUCAGAUCUGCCUGACUCACCAUGUACUAGCUUUCUUGUGUGCUAAUAUCAUGCAUAUCACAAACUUUUCAUUCCAAAUAUUUUUGUAUUGAAAAAAAAAAUAAUGUAAAUGUUACUGUUGUGCAUCGUGUUAAGUUAAGACCCUCUGAAGAAUUUUGACCUUAAUGAAAUGACACAUUCAGGCAUCAAUGAAUCCAAACAAAUUUGUGGGUUUUUUUUUUGUUUUUUUUGUUUUGUUUUUUGUUUUGAUUAGGUAAGUUAAGGGUAAGGGUGAACGUUUAAGUAUUUAAAUAUUAUGCACUAAUAACAUAUUUCAAAUAUACAUUGUGUAUGUCACAUUUCAGUUUUCACUUUUUAGUAAACUUUACAUACCUA